CAAGCAACAAAAACAUUUUCUUUCUACCAUUUCAUUGAUCUGUGACUGUGACAAAAUUGUUUAUUCAGUGAUAAUGUUAUGAAAAUCUAUUUAUUUGAAUAUUUUUUGGAUUAAAGUGAUUUCUGGAAACAUGGAAGCGGUACCAAAAUUGCCGAUGAUCAGCUUUGAGCUGAAAGUAAGUCCAGAGAAUACACAUUUUGGACCCAAACUUAAGCAGUAUAUAUCAGAAGCAUAUCGAGAAGAUCCGGACAGUUACAGUAAUGAAAUACAUCAGCUGGAAGGCCUACGGUCCGCUGCAGUACGGCCGACGACCGACUCUGCUGGUCUUUCUGCUCUCAUUAGAUAUUUUUGCCAAUUGCGAGCUAUUCAGAGUAGAUUCCCAAUGGCUAAAGGACAACCGGUGGCCUGUACAUUUGCCUGGAAGGAUAUCUAUGCCAACAUGACUUGUCCAUUAGCUGAUAUACGAUUUGAGAUGGCAUGUAUACUCUACAACAUUGGUGCACUUCACACACAGUUAGCAGCAUCUGAGCCUCGCACCUCCGUAGAGAGUCUCAAGACAGCCUGCACCAGGUAUCAGAAUGCCGCUUGGGCCUUCCAGCAUUUGAGGGAACAGUACCCACAACCUCCAGGAGUUGAUGUGUCUUCAGAUAUCAUGAGGCUAUUUCAAGAAAUAUGUUUUGCUCAGGCCCAAGAAUGUAUUCUUGAUAAGAGCAUUCAAGAUACAAAGAAACCAAGUGUUGUUGGUGCUGUAGCAACCCAAGUGUUGUUCUUCUAUAGAAAUGCACUUGCUCUGCUUGGACCGUCUACUGGCACGGAUAACAUUCACGAGAUUACAGGCACUAAGAUUUACAAUUACUGGCAUCGAUAUUUGUCCUUCAAAUCAUUCUAUGUUGGAUGCAUAGUUUGUUUAUAUCAGGGAAUGAAUGCUGAAGAACAACAGAAGAUGGGAGAAAGAGUGGCAUUCUACCAACAGGCGGUUGAUAAACUUAAUGAAGCCAGAAAACUGGCCAAAUACAUUGAACCAACUCAAAUUACUCAAGAAGCAUUGACUUUUACCAAUGAUGUGGUGGAAGGGAAGCGGAAGGCAGCCAAAAAUGAAAAUGAGUUCAUAUACCAUGAAGAGGUGCCUGAUAAGGACCUUUUGUUGGAUUUGAAACCAGUUUGUUUGGUGAAAGCCAUGGCAAUCAACUUUAAUGACCCUGAGCUAUCUGGCCCAGAUAUAUUUUCCCGUUUAGUCCCAAUUGGGGCACACGAGGCAUCCUCCAUGUAUUCUGAAGAAAAGGCGAAACUCCUCAGACAUGUAGUGGGACAAGCUGAAUCUAAGAACACAGAGCUUAUGGAGUUUAUGUCUUCAUUGCAACUCGACCAGUUGGAGGUGUUGGAAUCUGACCAAAAGAUACCACAAGAAAUAGUGGAUAGAUGUGCAGCCAUGAAUGCCAAGGCGGAAAUUAUUCAAACACUCGUUGAUUCCAUGAACAACUUGGCUGAAAUAAUUACUGAUGUGGAGCAAUCGUUGGCUGAAAUCAAAACUCUUAUACAGGACGAAACAAAAAAAGAAAAAGACUACCAACAGGUUAUGGGCCCUCGUCCGCCAUCUAUUGUUCAAACUGAGCUGUCUCGCGAAUAUCACAAGUACCAAGAGGCACACAGUCGAACCAACGAAAGCAACCAAGUACUGCAUAAAGCUAUGACACUCCACAUAGCCAAUUUGAGACUGCUUGCACAGCCGCUAGAUGUACUGCAAGUUAAAAUUCCUAGUAUUGAUAAUAUUGAAGGUUUAGAUCGCGAGACGAUGGCGGAGAUGCGGCGGGUAGUGGGCAAAGCGCGCGAAAUGCAGACACAGCGGGACGCCCUGAUCCAGCAGUUGAGAGAGGCAAUCACCAACGACGAUAUCACCUCGCAGCUUCUCGCGCGGAGUAGCGAGCCCGCCGAUGAGAUAUUCAAACAGGAGUUGGAGAAGCACACGCCGAAGGUGAAAAUUAUCGAGCAGAAUUUAGCAGCCCAAGAGAAUAUAAUCAACAAGUUGACAUCACUGUACGCGUCGUAUGGUGACUCGCGGCGGUUGCUCUCUGACGUGUUGAGGAAGCGAGAAGGUCUCAUUAAUGCUUUGAUCACUUCAUAUGAUACAUACGAAGAGCUCCUAGGCAAGUCGCAGAAGGGACAAGAGUUCUAUAAGAAGUUGUCGCAUAACGUGAGCCAGUUACUUACCCGACUGCGCAGCACCUGCCAAGUGCAGCAAGAGGAGCGGGAGCAGCUGCUGGCGAAACAUAGUAGCAAAGCAUCGACCCCCAGUCCCGUACCGGCGACGGUAGGCGUCACCAAGAUGGCCGAAGUAGCGCCGACGCCCAGCACUGGCACUCGUAAACUAAAGGACUACUUGCCUUACAUGAAGAAUAGAACAUUGGCUGGGAGAACUCAAGUUCCAGUUGACGUCGUGCAACCUGACACGUACUAUCCUGAAUCGAUAUAUCCGACGUCUGUCAGACCAACACCCGUCGGUUCUGAGGCUACUGAUUUAUCUCAAACCCAAUUACCGGAUGGCGUGGUGGUCCCACAGGCAUUACAAAACCCAAAUAAUCCAUACGGCCGAUAUGGUACACCUUACGCGCCAACUGGAAAUGAACCUUAUUCUAUACAAUCUAAUUAUGGUUAUCCCAUGAAGACGGGAUAUGACAAGCCUGAAGAUGCUCAAUAUGGUUACAACACACCAUACACUCCGCCGCAAUACUCAUUGCAAGACCCACAAUCUCAAUAUACAAACCCAUAUUAUUCAGCUACUCACAAUAGUUCGACUAUAGUGACCGACUCACAGAGCCCCAUGGCAUACAACAGCGUGAGCCAAGCGAAUAUGCACCCUAAUGUAAGCCAAUAUGGUGUAUACAGUGAUCCGUACAAUCAACACAAUCAAAUGGCAACUAUACCUGAGGUGUCUUCUGCAUAUAGUACUCCAUAUAACCAAAGUCAGGACUUGACCGCAAACUUUGGACAGAUGCAAAUUGCUACCCCCAGAUCGGAACCAAUAAGUCAGCCAACGAGGCAGCCAAUGAGUCAACCAAUGAGUCAGCCAAUGACUCAACCAAUGAGUCAGCCAGUGAGUCAGCCAAUGAGUCAACCAAUGGGUCAGCCAAUAAGUCAAGCAACAGGCUACGGAGCUGACUAUUCACAGACAUACUACAAUAUCCAGUAUCCGCAAACCUCUACUCCUAAUGUUGCAACAUACAGCAAUGCUCACAAUCCUAAUACAAAUAUGAAUAUGACUCCAUCGCAACUCCCAUCCGACUACAAUUCGAUGAACUAUCCAUACAGUACCAAUACUCAGUACCAGCCAACUCCAAACGUAUCUAGCACAUAUAGCGCCGAACAACAGUAUAGUUACCCGAAUUACGCCACUCCAGAGUAUCCCAUUUAUACCAAUACAGACAGCAAUAUGACUUCAACAACCUCUAUCACAAACAUCCCAGUAAGUGUCCCCCAAGCAUACAGUACUAUUCCCGAACAAGACAGUAAUUUCAUUGACCCCAAAGUCCUCGCUCAAUUGGAUGCCAUAGACAAACCAAUAAAAUCACAUGUGACCGGAGAAGCGUUGUCUACGACCCCGCAAUAUCAACCGAACUACCAGAAUAUUCCAAACGCGACACCUAAUUAUAACCCGGCCGAACAGAAUACGGUGCCGACUACCUCAUAUCAGUACCCAGAUCAGACACAAAAUGUCAAUUGCAAUCAGACCUAUCAAAACCACCCGGGUUAUAAUUAUAACCCGGCGACAGGCACGUACGAUUAUAACUACGGAUCUCAAAACUCUUUUACGGGGUAUGUAAAUCCUGAUCAAGCCAAUGUGAACUCACAGUCGAUGGGACAGAAUCCGAAUUGGCCUGCUCAGGGAGUUUAUACGAGUGCAGGGACAUGCGAGACUGUGCAAUCACCGUCUUCAGAACAAGUGCCCCAAACGUCUGUAGAGCCGUUGAGCGACAACCAAACUUAUUACAAUGCGCCGUACGGUUAUCAAACUAUCCAGCCAAAUGAGAGUGUGCCUAACUCUCAGCCAGAGACAACGAAUUAUGGUGCCAAUAUAAAUCAGUCGACUUAUAUGCAAUGUGGACAAGGGCAGGACACAAGUGUCACUUUUAGUAAUAAUCAAGUGACCACUCCAAAAGAAGAGAUGCCGCAACCCAACUUCGAUAAUAAUGUUCCCGAAACGCCUAUUGCGAGCUCGCAGAUAGAGAUAGAAACAAAAACUGAACCGGAAAAGCCGGUGGACAAGCCCGAACCGUCAGUAUUCGAUCUUCUAUCCGAUAUUGAUUUUGCGGUCGAACAUAAACCUCUAAUGCCUGAAAUAAAAGUGCCUCAGAUUUCUGAAAGUGCUAUCAAAAAGUCAUCUACGCCAAAACCGAUGCCGGUAGUUGCGCCUGCGCCGAAAGAGGAAGUGCUGGAGCGACCGGCGAAGGUAGAUCUCUUCUCGGAUCCAAGUUUACUGAAUAAAUUCACUCAGGAGGUGAAGAAUUUGCAGAAACUGGUGGAUUCGUUGACUGAUAAGACGCCUAGCAGGUUGACACUUUUGGACUCAAAAUGGAAGACUUUCCAAGAUGUACAGGCCAAAGAAAAUAUGACUAGAACAAAAACGAUCGCGAUGCAGCAUUCUAGCGGGAACAUAGUGACCGAUGUAGUGCCUUUCGAUGACUCAAGACUGACCCUCAAGUCUGAUCCGGAUGCUUACUUCAACGUCUCAUAUUAUAGACAAUUAGCAUCCUGGUGUAUCCCUCUUGUGAUAUCGAAGAACCCUGCCGAAGAAGAUUGGGAAGUAUUCUGGAGAGCAGUGCUCGAGCAUAAGAUUAGUUGUAUUGUGUGUUUGCUCAGUGAAAUUGAGAUCCAAGGCAAAUCGUACUGGCCGACGGCCAGGGGCCAGUCUUUAGACCUGUCGGGUGGGCUUAAGGUGACGCUGGAAGAGGUGACGUGCACCGUACACUGGACGGAGAGGAAGCUGACCGUCGCAUGCGGAAAGACCGCCUUCAAUGUCACGCAUUAUCAGAUCAACGUGUUCCCCGCCAAGAUCGUGUGCUCGCCGCUGGUGCUGUUGGCGGAUAAGAUCUUGAAGCAGACGUACGACGGGCGGCUGAGCAACCAGCUGGCGACCGCGUGGCUGCACUGUGCCGCCGGCGCUGGUCGCAGCAGCCUGAUCGCCUUGCUGCUCAUGCUUAUGUGCCAAGUGCGUGCUGGCCAGCUCGCCCUUGUCGACAUGCUGGAUACGGGGUGCAUCAAUUUAUACAAACACAGGAGCAAUGUAUUGGAAGACACCAAGUACCUAGCGGACGCCUACAGAACAGCUCUGUUUUAUGUACAAGGAGUGCUUUGUUCAGGUACCGCAAUGUUCAACGGCGAGGCUGUCUCCGUACCAUCUGGUGCCUCGGUGCUGCCCCCGGUGACUCCCACGCCCACUGUAGCGACAUCUAGCGGCCAAAAGCAGAAGUUCUCACGGGAAUCGUUCGAGGAGAUGAAGCAGUCGCCAGGACUGAAAAGCGGCGACAUGAAGGAUCCCCUCAACUUCCUCGAUCCACUGUGGAGUUUGAAGAAAAAGUGAGAGUGAUUUGGCUGUUGACUCCAAAGGCGACUUGACAGUGUUGUACAUUAAUCGAUCAUUUCGUACUUUCAUUACAGUAUAUCCAUCGUACCUGGUUUUUGUGGUCGUCAGUGAAAAAAUUCUUUAGUGCAUUUAAUUUUAGUAUAUACUUAAAAAAAAAAACUAUAUCAUAUAAUGUAAUCGAUUUUUAGAUUAUAUUAAAUUGUUUAGAGGACAAUUUUUCAAUACGCCUUAAUAUACAUAAGAGAAAAGUAUAUAAUUGAAUUGUAUGGUAUUUAGAGAUCUCAAAUUAUUUAGUACAUUAUUAUUAAUAUAUGUUAUUAUAAUUAUAUAAAAAAUAUAUAUAAUUUGUAGGUUAAAAUUCACAUAUAUAUAUGUACUUUGGUUUUCCAUAUUAUUUAAUACGCUUAGAAACAAAAUUAGCAAAAUACAUGUCACAAUAUCAAUUUAAAUGAUAAAUAAAUAAGGCAUUUACGACGGCUGAAUGUACAUCUGUAAACAGAAAAUAGUUUAUAGGCUAUGGUAACCACUUACCAUCAGGUGGGCCGUAUGCUUGUUUGCCAUCUCAGUGGUAUAAAAAAAAGAAAAAAAAAUAAAUUUUAGUCAUUCACGUUGCAUGGUUUAUAAGAGGCGAAGAGAGAGAGAGAGAGAGUAAUCUAUGAUAUUUAUAUCGACGUUUCGAUCAGGUUACAUCGGGCGUGGUCACAGGUAGACUGAUGCAGCGCUGUCAUGUCUCCGCUUUACAUUACAGAAAAAAUCAAAUAUAAUUUAAAUAAAAUUAAAAAAUAGUUUAUUUCAUAUUCAUACGUAUAAUGGUCAACGCAAAAACCACAAGCUACUACACGUGAUGUUUCUUGACAUUCCAUAUUGCUGUUGAAGUUCGCAUAGAAUACAGAUGUAAUUUUUACGAUAGUUUUACCCCUUAAUAUUUUUGUUUUUUACAUUUCAUAAUUGUGAUCAAAAAUAAAAGAAUACAAGAAAUGAAAAGACAAUAGUAAAUAAUAGCUUCUGAAAACACGGAGGUGAUACUUUUUUUUUUACAUAAAAAUAUGAUCAUUUUCACCAACAGUAUAAUUUACAAGCAUCUUUAUAUAUAAGAAUCUACAUUAUAAAUUAUAAACUGGGCGUAUUUUUAAUUUUUAGAUUCUUUUUUUUUUUUUUAUAUUUGAUUGGUAAUAUUAACAUUCAGUGUACAUUUUUAUUUAGUAAUUACUUAAAUUAAGGACAAAAAUUUUACGAUUUUUUUUAUUAUGAGCAAAAAUAAAAAAAACAGGAAAUUCAAAAGUUUAUUCACUUGGUGAAAUUAUGUAGUAUAUUAGGUAUAUAAAAAAAUGUUUACAUAUAAAUGGUGUUUCUAAAAUAUAUAAAGCGAUAUUCAAUGUGUAAUAGAAACUGUACAAGAAACAACGUGUACGUGACACCCCUAGUGUUGCAGGCGUCCAAAGGCUAUAGUGACCGUUUACCAUUAGACGGGCUGUAUACAGGUUUGGUUUUGUAUAAAAAAAAAAAAAACAAAAAUCAAAACCCAGUAAUAGUUUUUACGGAACUGAAUAACUUACCGAGGAACUAAGUCGAAAUAAUGUUUAAUAUAAUAUAAAGAGUUGUGAAAACAUUGUUAUGUUUGUUACUGUGAUGGACAGAUUUGAAUGAAAUUUGAUAAACAAAUAUCCCAUACUUCAUACAUUCACACAGGCAAAGCCGUGGGGCAUAACUAUUAUGAAAAUUAAGUAAUUUCUCGUGUGAAAUAGACACUAUUAACUUAACCGUGCGGUUAAUAUUGUCAACAGCCAAAAAAUAUUAUCAUAUUUCGAUACUUCUUUGUUUUUCGAAAAUCAUUUUAAGUUAUUUAGUUUAAUAUCGUGUUAGUAUAAAAAAAAAGGUUUGCUAGGUUUCGGUAUCAACCUGCAUAUAAUUAAAACGGUAUUAUUUGCAUAAUUGCAGCUAUGAGCGCUUGUUACUUAGUGUGUAAGGUUCAAAUUUGCGUACCUAUAAAUUGCCCCACUGACUGAUUUGAGACUUGUUCCAAUUUUAAUCACGUCGUGAGAUCUGUAGGAGCAGGAUGCGAUAGGUACAUACAGCGAUGUAACACCAUGUGAUCACGUGGUCAUGUUUUACUCGCGGUAUCUCACAAUACUGUAUAUUAAAAACUAGCUAUAUCCCGUGGCUUUGCCGGCGUGAAUAAAUAUAUAAAGUAUCUUAUAGGCUAAGUCAGGAUAUAAUUUACUUGUGUACUAAAUUACAUACAAAUCCGUUUGUUUUGUGUGAAAGAGUAACAAACAUACAUACAUCAUAAUCUUUUAUAUUUAUAAUAUUAAUAUAAUGUGUAGCGUGUAUACAAAAUUCUAACCUUUUGUAAUAUUAUAAAUCUGAAAGUGCGUCUGUAUGUUGUCUCUUGGCCACUUAAUGAUUUAAUCAAUCACUAUGAAGUUUGGUAUACAGUUACUGUAUAAAACGGAGAAAGAGAAAGAAUGAGGAUGAAAUGGUAAUCUCGCCUGCGCUAUCGGUAUACGCUGGUGAGGUAUUAGUAUAGCAGGUUUGUUGGCCCAUCGUGACGUAUUCAUCAGUAAUUAACCACCAUGGAUUCCAAUGAGAACUGAGUGCAAGUCGACCUGUUAGAUCCCAUUAUUAAUAUGACUUUUCUUCCAGGACUACGCUGUCUAUAUAUCCUAGUUAUGAGGACGAAGUCGCGGAUAAAAGCUAGUGUGCCUAUACAUCUUGGCAAUAUGGUAGGAUAGGAAGGAGUUUAAAAAGUUUAAAAAAAAAUUCGUUGUAUUAUGACAUCAUAAAUAUCGAAAUUCUACGGCGCCUUAAAUAAUUUUGUCAUCCAAAGACUUAAAUAUUGUAGAAAAAAUACGUUAUGCAAAUUAAUUUUCAUGCAAACCAUACUUUGACAUUUCGAGGUCAUUGACCUUCCUAUUCUUAUUUGGUGUCGGCGUUGUUCUAUAUGUUUAUGAGUUCCUGGUACAUACAUCAGAAAUCAUUGUAUUAUAUUUAGAUUACAUUCCUAUUAAUUAACAUAUUUUCUUUAUUCAUUUUAAUUAAUAUUGGGGCCGAUUCUGAGGCGACAUUUCUCUAAAUCUAUCGCUUUAUAUUUUAUUUUGAUUACUUCUUAAAUAUUACUGUUUUAUGAACCACCAAUAACUGGAAGUAAUAAUAAUUGUUACUUAAAUAUAUUAGAAACAUAGUUCAUAUUGGUUCUUAGGAUAAUCAUUAAAUUGAAAUUUCAAUUUUAGAAUAGGUUCAGAGAACGGUGCUUCAUGGUACUUUAGAAUCGACCCCCCCAUUCUGUGAUCCAUUCCAUUGUUUCUGUCUACUCCAAUGGGAGAUAGGCGUGAUGUAUAUGUAUGUGUGUAUGUGAUCACAAGUUUUAUAUGUUAAUGGACACUGUCAAACUGACGCAUCUAUUGAAAUGAACAAAAUAAACUUAUCAUUAUGAAAAGUAUUAUUAUAAUCUGACAAAAUUUUAAUUUAAUCAUAUUUACGUAUAGUUAUAGAUAUUUUAUUUAGUACCUACAAAAUAAAAUAAAUACGACUGAAA
This is a messenger RNA of Galleria mellonella (greater wax moth), 9113 nucleotides long. It is a transcript of the gene mop, whose product is annotated as tyrosine-protein phosphatase non-receptor type 23. Gene Ontology annotation, molecular function: protein tyrosine phosphatase activity; protein binding. The transcript has 21 exons. Gene Ontology annotation, biological process: protein dephosphorylation; endocytic recycling; early endosome to late endosome transport. Lineage: Eukaryota; Metazoa; Arthropoda; Insecta; Lepidoptera; Pyralidae. The record is from RefSeq and is a predicted model, not a curated record. Gene Ontology annotation, cellular component: endosome. Bases 131 to 5575 code for a protein of 1814 amino acids.